Messenger RNA from Trichobilharzia regenti, 3291 nucleotides. The record is from the annotation of a GenBank genome assembly. Lineage: Eukaryota; Metazoa; Platyhelminthes; Trematoda; Strigeidida; Schistosomatidae.
UCGUCCUUGGGCAAGGCCGAUCGUAGCUUGCGUUUAGCGCGAUCUACGACAUUUGCCGUAUAUUCACUUUUGUUGAGCUCAUCGAGACAUUUAUCUACCUGAAAAAGCAAUGUGUGAGGAGAUACAACCACGACCAGCAGAUCUGGAACUUUUUAAUGCUUGUUAUAGUGGAGAUUUUGAAAAAGUUGUAAAAUUAGUUGAAGAAGAAGAUGCGGAUAUAUGCUAUCAGGAUUUCAAAACUGGUGUGAGUCCUCUGAUGAUUGCAGCUGGAAUCGGACACACAGAUAUUGUUAAUUAUUUACUCUCGGAAGGUGCACCAUGGAAUGCAGUGGAUAGAAAAUAUCUAUGUGCAGGAGAUUAUGCUGCGAAAAAUGGUCAUCAACUCUGUAUUGAUGCCAUACUGAAUCAUGCGGUUAUGUCUGAAUUCUUGUUGUCGUUAGCUGUUGAUAAAAGUGAAUCACUAUCUUUAGAAAAUAUUGAUUCUAUGAAUUACUCAAGAGUUGUCGAAAAUAGGACUGAGAAGACUGAACAGCUGAAUGCUGCCUAUCUUGCUAGCCGACUGGAGUAUACUGAGGAUGGUAAAUGCCUGGUGGAUACGAAUACACAAUUGGCUGUUAUGAUGGAUUGGGAAACGCCUAUAAUGAAGAAACAUGCAGCAUGGAUUUGUCAUGCAGAUGUCGUCGAUAAUAAACCUCCGCUUAAUAUUUUAAAUGUUGGUUUUGGUAUGGGUAUUGUUGAUACAGCUAUACAGAAAUAUUCUCCGCAUUCUCAUGUUAUCAUAGAGGCACAUCCUGAAGCGGUCUCCUUCAUGUCACCUUCGAACCCCCAACUCACCGUUAACUAUUCAGGCUCCACUUGGGCGAUGAUCUGGCGCGCGAUUUCACUCAGCGGUCUCCUCAGCGUACGUUCAGUCCAUCUCCACUUUGUUCUGCAGUUGAUGUUUCGGUGAUAGGUUCUUGGUUGAUUUGUCGCCAGAGUUCUCUGUUGCUGAUCGUUUCUGAAAAUCUUAUCUUUAGUAAUGGAUCCGGCGAAAUAAGCUGUUGAUAAAAGUCUGAAACUUGUUCCAAGUGCUUUUGGUGACAUACCAAUUAUCUGAACCAUAUAGAAGCACUGAAUGACAUGACAUUAGUGUCGAAAAUCCAAAUCUUCUUCUUGAUGCUUAGUGCAAUUGAUUUCUAGACUGAUAUCAGAUUAAUCAAGGUCUUUCUGUCUUCCAAUUCUGACUGGCUUUGAAAUCCUCAUCCCUAUCUCCUGUAGUCGCAACGAUGUUGUAUAGGUAUUACAAAAGAUGCAGUCAGAAGGUUGGUAUCAACGACCUGGUGUUCGAAUUAUUGCAUCCAGAUGGCAAGACGCAGUUGUCACACUAGCCAAUGAAAUUGAAGAAGGGAAGAUGCCAAGAUUUAGUGGAAUAUUUUUCGAUACCUACGCUGAAGAUGAUAAAGAUUUAAAAGAAUUUAAUUCAUGGUUACCCAAAUUACUUUCACUUCCUCCAGGUGAAGAACAGUCAGUUGGGAAUGAGAGUGAAGUUCAACUGCUUCCUGGACGCUAUUCAUAUUAUAAUGGUCUAUGUCCGGAUAAUGUAUUUUUUCACGGAGUGGCAUGUGAAACUAUUCGACUCCACUUGAAAAGAUUAGGAUUAUGCUGUGUAUAUGAGGCUGUACCAGUUGAUGUUACUGGCCAAGAUUUAUGGAAGAAUGUCGCCGAAAGAUACUGGUAUUUUGAUACAUAUUUUCUACCAAAGUGUACAUUCGAUUGCAAAGAUUAAAAUUAUUUUUGAUGGAUAUAUACUUCUGAAUUGUUAAACGGUUGUAAUCGAUAGACAGGAAGCUCUAUCGGACUUAGGCUUCUUUCCUGUUGGCUGGCACUGAGCAGUUAGCAAGGCAUAUCUGCACUCAUAUUGCAUACUUUGAGAUUCUAACCCGGUUGGUUUCACCUCGUGUUGCAGUCAGAAAUGUUACGACUGACUUACUAUGGCUUACAUUCGACGUCUCCUGUACUACUGCUAUUGAUAUUUUGAUUGGACCUUAGGUAGUAAUUCAUUUCAUGCAUUUAGUCCUUGGUGUGUGUUAAUGCAGAUAUGAUGAGUGACUAUCAGUCGAGUUUGCACUGUGGUCAUAAUCAUGCUAGGUAGUCCGCCAUCAUAGUACAAUCUGAAUUGAUAUUUUCAGUUGGUUGAAAGUAAGAGCAUCAAGCUGCGGCAAAAUAAAGCUGCUUGAUAAGGAAGGGAUUGAACUCCAGUUUAGCUAGCUGUCAAAAGAUUAAAACCUGAGGAUAUGAUACUUAGUGUAAUUGAAAGUAACCUGAGGAGAAAUAGGUAAAACAACUGCUUAGCAAGUCAUAGUAGAACGUGCGUUUCCACUGAAGUACCAAGAGAAAGCAAGAAAUAGCAAGUCCAAAAUGCUUGAAAAAUGACAUAAAACAUACUGAUUGCUAAAUUGGACAAGGGUAAUACAACAUUGAUUAUAGAACGACUAGUUUAUAUCAUCAAGGUGUUAAUGAACAUAUUAGAACAGAAGAUUAAAAAUCUUGUAGACACUCAUACGAAUAAGAUUAAACAAUCUACAGUUGGUCUUCUACGUUGAAUGUACUCACAUCUGAGUGAGUCAGAAUGGCUUAUGUUUAUACCUAAAACUACUAAUCCUAGUAAAAUGUAUAGCACUAUUAAAAUGCAUAAACCAGGAUAUCUUAUUAGGCUAAUACUUGACUUUAGAAACAUCCCUACAUAUGAAAUAUCUAAAUAUUUAGCAUGAGUAUUAUGCCCCAUAACCGAUCAGUAAGAUUGUAGACUGACUGAUUCCUAUGUAAUGAAACAGGUGUUAGCAAAAAUUCAAGUUGAAAAAAAAUAAUUAGAUCUCAUAUAACCAGUUUGUACACUAAUAUCCCAAUUAAUACAGUUCUGGAGGCAGUUACGAAUGAACUAAACACUGAUCCCAAACUCAAAAAUAGGACUAAGCUCUCGAUUGAUGAAAUCGCAUUAGGUUUUCAGUCAUUUCUAACUUCAUACAAAAUGGCUACCCACCAAGAUUUGUAGAGAAAAACAUCAAACAGAAAAACCAAAAGCAAGAGACACCAUCCGUGCCAAAAAAGAUACUUUAUAUGAACCUAGACUUCAAAGGAGACCUAUUUAGUGACAUCCUCAGAAGGAGAAUUUCCACCUCUUUAGGAAGAACUUUCCCUGCGGCAACACUAAGAAUAGUGUUCUCCAGUCGCCCGCUGAUCUGCAGAAACCCAAAGGACAAGAUUCCGCACAUGACCACUUCUAUGUGUAUAUAUCAGUUCACCUGUUGCUGU